This is a messenger RNA of Exophiala mesophila, 1628 nucleotides long. RefSeq lists its product as uncharacterized. Bases 96 to 737 code for a protein of 213 amino acids. The record is from RefSeq and is a predicted model, not a curated record. Lineage: Eukaryota; Fungi; Ascomycota; Eurotiomycetes; Chaetothyriales; Herpotrichiellaceae. The transcript has a single exon.
UCUAGAGUGACCCAUGUUGGAUGGUCAUGUAUGUACUUUUCUUAUAGUGAUAUCUCUCAAUCAUUUAUGAUAUAUCCAGUUCGCCAACAAAGACCAUGUCUUCCAGCCAGCUUUCACGGGCAACAUUGUGUCCAACGGCAUUAUUACUGAUCGAUAUCCAAGUCGGCUUGAAUGUUGGCAACGGCUUCUACGGAACUGAACGGUCCACGCCAGAUUUUGAGGCCAACAUCGCCUCAUUGCUGACUGAGGUCCGUAAGUACAACAGGACGAGUCCCGAAGUGCCAGUGGUUGUGGCACAUGUCUAUCACAAAUCCUCCAACCCCGAGUCACCAUUAUACCCCAAUUCCAGUGUUCACCCGGGCGGUUCCGAGUUUCAGCCCGUGGCGAGACCAGACAUGGCGUCGCCGCAUGAAUCGAUCUUCUCCAAGACCAAGCACUCUGCGUUCAUAAGCACAACGCUCGAGAGUCUGAUCCGCUCCAAGAAUGUGCAACAGCUCAUCAUAGUGGGUAUCACCACAGAUCAUUGCGUCAGUACAACAGCUCGCAUGGCCAGCGAUAUCGAGCUUGUAAGCGAUGGGGGGUUGGUCAUCGUUUCGGACGCCACGGCAGCAUUCAACAAAGUCGGUAUCGAUGCAGACAUGGUGCAUCGAGUAAGCCUGGCCAGUUUGAACAACGAGUUUGCCCAGGUGAUGAACACAAGACAAGUCUUGGACAAACUCUUUGGUCCACAGUCGUGAAAGCGUCGUUCUCGAGGAGCACCGCCUACUGAGGUCUGUAGUGAUUAGCGGAAUUUUGGGUGGGGGCCAGGGAGUCGUCGCUCUUCAGCAGCAUCUCUCUGGUGGAAACUCGGAACGGCCAAUCAUGAUAUGCAAGGGCCAGCUUGACAAACAUAUCAGCGGGGAGUGUCCUGGUUCGGAGGGCGGUCAAGUCAUGCCAGCCUCCUUUGGAGGGCUCACGAAUAUCGGGAAAUGUCUUAAGAAAUUCUUCCAGCCCACCGGGAACAAGCUGAGACAGGAAUUGAUCGACGGAUUUGUGCAUCAUCUCCGAGGCGAGAUUCAUGACGUGCACAAAGCACAGGCUCUGGCCUUCAGACUCGAGUGGUGUGGUAAAUUCAGGCUUAGGGGUGAUGUCGACAAGAGCCAAGGAUUGAGACUCGGGGCGGAAUUCGUCGGCGUGGGUUGCCAAUGGCUGGUGAUCUCGCUGACUCCAAGCCAAGACGGGGGGGUCGAGGUCGAGAACUCGAUAAUCGUCGAUGAGUUUUUCUAUCCAGCGUUUGUUGGUUCUAGUCAUCGUUGACAUGUCAUGGUCAAGUAGAGCUAAUUGUUUGUACAAGGGUUCACGCAGAUGAGAGCCCGCCGCGGAAGGAAGGAAUCUAAGAGUUGAAUCGAUCUUGCGAUGCUGUUCGACCAGAGCAAGUGCAUGCAUUCUCGACUUGUAGGUAGUUUUCGCGGUGGCCAAGUACUUGAACCAGUCGCGGCGCUUCGAAUCCAUUUUGGCGUGAGCACGGAGGGUCUCGAAAGGAAGAGCCGGUUGUGUGGUCAAUUCGUAGAACUCGGGGUCAUUUUGCUUCAGAUCUUGAUCAAGUUCGAGAAAGCGAAGGACCCAGAUGGCGUUAGUGCUGAAGGUGG